AUGGACUUAGGGCAGGAAUUCAGCAGCAGUUCAAGUAACCUGGACUACUCUAUACCAGCCACGCAUCUAGCCAGCACCUCGUCUGCUCACGGUGCCAGACCAUUCAGAUCGAGAAAGCAGCGUCCAUGCGAUUUAUGCCGUAGAUCUAAGACUCGCUGCUUUAUUACCGAAUCUGGUCCUCCUUGCAACGAGUGUAAGCAAACGAAUAAGUCUUGUACCUUCCAAGAGGCUCCACAGAAGAGGAAGAGGAAGCUUCCACUUCCCCAAGACCAGAAUCUACAACCACCGCCAACGACUACGCAGCCACUCCCCUCUUCUAACACGCCCCCCUCCACCACACGUGGCACACGCAAGAGACCUUCGAAUUCCGGCACCCAGCAAAACCCUUACGACGAAAUUAACUUCACCCCGUACAUUCCCUCUGAUAUGUCUUCUCUCAGCAACGUUUUCGCUAGUCUCGACCUCAGUACCCCUGAAUCACAUGAACCACAUCUCGUUAGUUCGGCACCAGACGAUAUCUCAAACCUUCUCCCACCCGGCCCUUCUUUAGUCCGGCAGCUCAGCCUCGACCCUAACAGGCCCGUCUUUGCCGUCUUUGAGAGGAAGCCCCACUACCGCUCCUCUUUGGAUCCUGGUUUGGCUCUCCUCUCCCAAGUUGACCAGGUACUCGCCCAAUGCGACUGCUCCCGAGACCAACUCAUCCAGAACUACCUCUCUAUUGUCCACCCUGCCUAUCCUGUCCUCCCCGAUGGCAAUCAGACCACCCCACCGUACUUACUCGGUGCUAUAUACUCCUCAGCGCUUAUUUUCACCACCGACCAAACCUCCAUACCUAUCAACGCUUGGGCUAUCCUCCACGUAGCCACACACCCAGAUUUCGACAAACCGAAGCUGUCGACUAUCGCUGCCAACUUGUUAGAUCUCAAUGGAAGACCAUCGAUGGAUCCACGCGGUAACUAUUUAGUUCUAGCACGCACAGUCGCGCAGGCGCAGCUCCUUGGUCUUCACCUUGACCCCACUGACUGGUCUAUUCCGAGCUGGGAGCGUGAUCUGCGCAUAAGGUUAUGGUGGGGGUGUGUCAUUCACUCCUCCUCUAUUGCCGUAUAUGAGAAUCGGCCGACGCACAUCUCGCCCGCAGACACAGACGUACCGCUCCCAUCGCUCAAUUCUCUCCCCCAGCCGUCGCCCUCAGCGAGGAGUUUCCGCGGUAUGUGUGCGUUAUGCCAUUUGCUAGUACGCACCCACGAGGCGCUUGUCACAGUGCGCGCAAAGCGGCAGAAGAACCGUCAAGAGAAGCUGCAGACGGUGUUCGUUCUCGAGCACGAAGCGGAGAAGUUCUACAACGAGUCUAUCCCACUUGAGAAGAGUCCCGGCACGCUUAGUUUCCAAUGGGAGAUCAUGGGACUGAGAUUAUUUUUGCGCAAGCAAGCGCUAGAAUUUCAGCACCACGGAGCUGCACUCCCUCCGCCGGACAAGCAGAGUAUGGAGCUUGUGCACAUGAUGGUGGAGUUCCUUAGCACACUUUCCGAAUCUGAUAUACGCGGUUAUUGGCUAAUUUAUGCAGCGAACCACUUUACGCUGCUGCUGACGGUGCUCAUCCGUCUCGCUUUCUAUAGCAAGGAGUCGGCCAUGGCACCUUUUAUACCACAUAACACCCACUCGAGCCCGCUUGGACUGCUCGCUAAGUACUCGCUCAUCCUUCAGCGCACGGCGAAGAAUUACAAGUGGGAUCUUGUGCAUAAGGCGCUCGAGAAGGCGGCGGAUGUAAUGGUGCGUUUACGCAAAUAUCACCGACCUGAUAUAUUGGCGGCGCUCGAGGGAAAAUUUGUGUACGAUCCGAGCGGCGCUACGCAGCACCAUCACAGUCGCUCGGCGUCCUUCAGCGGCGGUGGUGGAGGAAGUGGAGGCGGAAGUGUUGGCGUUGGUGUUGGUGCUGGAGCAGCGGCCGGUGCAGCGGCAGCUGGAGCAAGCGCGAGUGCAGGAAAUGGUAAUAGUAAUGGUAAUGCACCUACACAAGUAGCUUCCCAGCCUUCACCACAAUCGUCACAAAAUGCACCUGGACACACUCACACACCAAGCACAUCAACCACUUCACCUCCCACUGCUACAUCAUUACCUAUUAAACAUCGCACAGGGAGUCUGGAUGUGAAUAAGGGAGGAAAUAGUUUCGACAUGCAUCCAUGGGAUCCGUCGAAUAUACUAUCGACGCUGGAUGCACCAAAUUAUAUACACGGUGGAAGUCCAUCAUUCGUACCGUCAUUCGAUAGCGGAUGGGGUACGCAAUUCAUGCCGCAGGCGGCGGCGACUAGUGCAACAGGCGGAUUGGCGGCUAGUCAUGAACUUCCAAGUAACCUGUCGGCGUUGGCUGGGAUAGGACCCGAUGAGCAUCACGCUCAGAGUCACACCCUUCAUGCUCACAGAGACCAUGAAGUGCACCUCAACACUAUGACCCACGAUCCAUUCUUUGAUGAUGGCAGCAAGACAAUUGGUAGCCUGCAUGGCUGGUAG
Molecule: messenger RNA, 2508 nt
Organism: Wallemia ichthyophaga EXF-994
Lineage: Eukaryota; Fungi; Basidiomycota; Wallemiomycetes; Wallemiales; Wallemiaceae
Exons: 2
Coding region: 1-2508 (835 amino acids)
Biological process (GO): DNA-templated transcription
Cellular component (GO): nucleus
Molecular function (GO): DNA binding; DNA-binding transcription factor activity, RNA polymerase II-specific; zinc ion binding
Source: RefSeq, a predicted model, not a curated record